ACUGUGGAUGCAAAUAACCACACCAGCCCUCUGUGUUAUUAAACACGAACUGGUGGACGAUUUUACGAUUGUUUACGGUUUACAGUGUAAUUAACUUAAUGAAAAGUUUUUUUUUAAUCUAUAACGAGGUCCUUUCUAGUGUAAUCAGUCCUCGUGCUAACUUGUGUGCUGUUAUCAACAUUUGCUAGCAGAUAAUCUCAACCUAACAUAACCAGUUUAUACUCUGUUCUAGUGUGUGUAACCUUAACAGAGCUACUUUUAACCUUUCUUGAGCAUCUCUAAGGAGAAUGGUGGUCCCUGAUGGUGGAAGUGCCCUUCAGCCGGCGGACAGCAGUGAUGCAGACGAGGUGAUGUCCAGCUCGGAGCCGGGGUUCGGUCCCAGUCUGACCGCGGUGGAGCUGCAGGAGGUGCGUAAGCUGCAGGAGCUGGUGCGCCGUCUGGAGGUCCAGAAUCAAGCCCUGCGCAACAGAGGCAGCAAACUCGUGCUGGGGGCCGCCGGCAACCUCUCCACUAACAUGAACACCCUGCAUGGGGCCGCGGACACUUCUCCCGGAGCAGAGGAUGCUGGGAAGCGGGCGCUGUCGCCUCCAGCGGGCUGCAGUAGCAGCGAGGACGUGUCUCCGCUGCCCGAGGCCUCCAGGCCGGAGGAUGAGGAGGAGCGGGCCGGAUUCCCGAGCUCACCGUGUGCUUCAGGCUCCAAACAAACACUGAGCUGCUUCGAGCCGAGUCUGUCUCCUGAUGUGUGCGAGUCUGAGACGCUGGGAGCGAGUGAUGCGGGUGUGGACCAGUGCGCCCUGGACGAGGUGGAUGAACUUGAUUUAGAGACGUGUGCACAGGCCGAGGAUGAAGACAGCUGGUUGUACGUUUCACCAAAGAAGCAGGUUGUGGCUGAACAGGGGCCUGAAUCAACUCUGAAAUGGUGUCGGAAAUUCCUCGAUCAUCCCAGUCCAGAGACUGAAGUGGCCUGUCGGACGCUCCUCCACCAGCUGGACCAAAGUACGGAAACAUCGUCUAGAUGGAAGAGCGUGUACAGUAGUCCAUCUCAGUCCAGUGAGGCUGGCGUCUCCCUGUCUUCCUCUGCUGGGUACCUCAAAUCAACUAACAAAACACUACUAACCUCUGGCAGCUCAGGUUGCACGGGCGCUCCCCCUGCGCUCAGCUCACAGUCGUCUGUCGACAGCGAGGUAAGCACCUCGGAUGACUCCAUCUCCAUGGGCUACAAGCUUCAGGACCUGACUGAUGUCCAGAUCAUGGCUCGUCUGCAGGAGGAGAGUCUCCGGCAGGACUACGCCUCUACCUCGGCCUCGCGCCGCAGCUCCUCGGCCUCCCUGCAGUCUCUGCGUCGAGGCACCUACAGCGAUCAGGAGCUGGACUCCUACAGUCAGGAGGACGAGGAGGACGAGUGCUGCUCUCUGCCGCAGCGGCUCCAGUGCUACUCGCCCCGCUGCCUCUCUCCCAGCCGGCUGGCCUCCCCGCACACACGCGUGUCCCGCUGCUCCCUGCAGGGCCCGGGGCCCAGGAGCGAGGAGGAGCUCAGGCACAGCAUGCCUAACCUGACCCCGCGCAGCAGCCUGAAGUCUCUGGAGGCGCUCAGAAACAGCCGCAGCAUGGAGGCUAACCUACAGAGCUCAGGCAACCGCACGUCCCGUCUGCCCCAGUCCCCCGCAGGUGUAUCAUCUGCGAGGAUGAGGGGUGAGGGCCAGUCCCCUCUCUAUCUGCGGGCUCCCAUGAAAGCCCUGAGUCCCGUGAGCUCCAUGUCUGCGGUGCGACAAGCUAAAGGGCCAGUGAGUGCCCAGCGAGGGAUGAGGAGGGUGCAGUCGCCGGGUCCCACCAAUACGGCGUCCAACUCUGCUGCUGUCGCCCGUCAGACUUCAGGAAGAGGCGUGACACCCGCUUCACCUUCCUCCAGAGGCAGACUUCCACAGACGCCCAGGAGCAGAUCUCUGGGGAUGACCAAACCUUGCGCUCCCGUCGCUGAUGAAUCCUGGAAAGAUGGUUGUUACUGAAGCCCUGAGGACUUCAGCGAUGAAAAGCAGCUCCGCUAAAGAUAUCGCAGGGAAAAAAAAAUCCACUAAAACAAGAGUUUGAUCGAAUCCAGAGCCUCCAUGAUGAGAGGAACAACGAAUCAGACACGUUUGCGUUCAAAGACUACAACAAAUUUAAAUAUGUGCUUGAUUUUCAAAUAUCAAUAUACUUUUAUUUUCUUGAGAAUGGGGGAUGUAUGAAAAAAGUAUGAGAACUUGAAUAAUGAAAAAGGUUUGAUGUCCCGUAAUACAUGUAGUUUUUGUGAAACGUGUGGAAUUUAAUUCCUAAAUGCUGUGGUGUAACCUGCUGUUGGUUGUGCAUGUUUAUCUAUUUUAGAAAUGAAGGAUAUAUGAUUUUUAUUUGUGAAUUUUUUUUAGAAUUUUUAAUUUGAUGAAGGAAUCGAAUUCUGUAAACGAAGACGUUUGUCCGUUUUGUGUGGUCAAGACAAAACACAGCAAUAUUGAAAAACGGUUUUCACAAAAAUUGACCUCACAGGAGAAGAAAACACUUGUAAUUUUUUUUAUUUUAAUUGAGAUCACAUCAGUGUGCCAAGGUGCAUUACUACUGUAACACUGUUCCUCCUUAAUUCAGAGUGCUUGAAGCUGGAGUCACUACACUUUCACUCCAUCUGGAAGUUUGAAUAUGCAUUUUGAUGCCUGUGUAGUUUAGGUUUAAAUAUUCACUAAGCCAGUAAAAUUGGGAAUAUCUGAGUAUGCAAUGACAAUGGAGUGCCUCAGAAAAUCAAUAAAUCAAUUCAGCAAUAAA
Messenger RNA from Cyprinus carpio (common carp), 2790 nucleotides. Its product is annotated as SLAIN motif-containing protein-like. The record is from RefSeq and is a predicted model, not a curated record. Gene Ontology annotation, biological process: positive regulation of microtubule polymerization; cytoplasmic microtubule organization; microtubule nucleation. Lineage: Eukaryota; Metazoa; Chordata; Actinopteri; Cypriniformes; Cyprinidae. Gene Ontology annotation, cellular component: microtubule plus-end.